AGUGAAUCCGCUCGAGACUCCGCAGACCAGCGGAGCGGCGCGAGCAGCUGAGGUCAGUCCGGACCGGCCGGAGCGUACUAGCCCGCUUUAAAUGAGCCUUUCACAGCGCGCGUGAGGCCGCAUGUGAUAUCUGCUCCAUGUCGUGUUCUCUGAAGAGAAAGCUGCAGUCGGAGGAUGAGGAUGAAAAGGAACCCAAAGUGGUGGCCAUACUGGCGGACCCUCACCCAGCCUACUCCCUCCAGAGGGAGACCGUGCUGCAGCUGUCCCUACAGAAGCUCUGCAGUCACGUAGAGACAGCUCUGGUGCGUCGUGUCCUCAUCACCAACACGCUGAGGUCCAUCCAGCAGGAGCUCAGCCAGCAGGGGGCGCUAAUCAUGACCCAAACACAUAGCGGAGCUACAGAGGUCAGUUGGGGUGCCGGGGUUGGAACCGAGGGCAGUCUGACCCCGGCGUGGGUUCUGGAGCAAGACGGGGAACUGUUGUUUUCUCUACACUCAUCCAUUCCCGCCCAUUCGGCCUCGUCCAUCAACAGAUCUUCUCCAAAGGACAGUUUCUCCACUGCUUUGUCUGAAAUCGAGGAUUUGUGUCCCACUCUAACAGUGGCGGCCAGUUCUACCCCUUUUUCUACGUCUUUGUCUGUCGCUCAACCAGACCUUCAAUGCUCUUCUAAUAAAAAUGGUAGACUCAGCUUUCCAGCUGUUGAAAUGUCAGAAAAAGAGGCUCAAAUUCAUACCGGCUCAAAUGGGCCUUGUGACUCUGCCCACUUGUCCAGUUCCAUUUUUCUCCCUGAACUUUCACUGGACGAUUUCCUCUUCUCAGACAUCGACAACUUCCUGUGUGACUUGAACCCUUGCGGCCCAAACCCGGGCCUAGCCCAGGGCUCAUCCUCUUCUAAGGUAGUUUCCAUGGUAACGGACGACCUCUUGAGAAGCCUCACCAACCAGCCUUUCAAAACGGACCUGAACGAGCUGGACCAUAUCAUGGAGGUUCUGGUCGGCUCAUGAGGGACAUGCGCAAAACACAGUAAAGUGACAGUUUUGAAGAUUUAUGUUUCAUUUUUUGACCAAAGUGAUCGAUCAGCCAGGACGAGUUUCCUUCUGUAGCUUUGCCUUGGACCUACUAGGCCAACAAAGCUAACAAACAGUGGAAGCACAUCAAUUACCACUGUGCCAACUUGCCUUCAACCAAGUUAUCAAAUUGUUUAGUAAUUGCAAAAAUAGAUUCGCUUAAUAGUUUCUGACACUGUAUGACAUCCUGUUAUCUGCUCAUAGUAUUGGAUUGCGUCAUUAAGAAGACCAUGUCACCAUGUUGGCAGGCAAGCUGUAACUGUGACUGUGUUCUGAUAGAGCUCAUCUCAACACCGUUACCAUGGCUACAGCCCUACAGGUAGAUAAAAAAAACAAGGAAAAUAGACCAGAACAACCACAAAAAAAGAUUUUUUUUUUUUUAAAGAUAUGUAGAUUCUUCAGAUGCGUCUCCAGAAAACGCCAUGAGGCUAGAAUAAACUAAAUUAAUGAACUGGAUCCAGUUCAAAUUAGCUUCUUAUUGGCCAGUUUCACGUUAGAAUUUUCCGUCCCACCUUAAAUGGUGCUGCAGCUACACUGAGGUUCCUUAAGCGUAGAAUGAAUUUCACGGAUCAGCUUACCUGAAUAAUGCUGUGUCCCAAACCACACGCUUCUGUAUUUCAGCUGCUAUGCUAAUGAGUGCACUUCACACUGCUGAGUGAACUUGACGUUGUCACCGGAAUACAAACAACAGACGUGUACGAAACCAUAGAGCACAGCUAGAAACAGAACAUGCUGUACGUCUGUGUUCAUAGAAAAGAGCACACAGUGUCAGAAACCACUGAACUGAUUCUAUUUGAGAUUACGCAACAUCUUGGAGAAAAAGAGGAAAAUUAUGAAUUAACUAUUGCUUUAAGUUAAAUAUCAUGCAAUGUAAAAGUUUUUAAAAGCCCAUUUUGUGAGUUUUGCAGUGUUCAAAGAUGUCAUGCCAUGGAAAUGAACAUAUUUAUUCACAUGUGCACAUAUUUCUGUUACAUGGCAGCGAUUUAUUAAGGCAGGGAUGUAAUAUAUUAGACAUUCAUCUGAAUAAAUGAUGCUUUAUUUUUA
Pygocentrus nattereri (red-bellied piranha) is the source of this 2111-nucleotide messenger RNA. It is a transcript of the gene sertad2a, whose product is annotated as SERTA domain containing 2a. Lineage: Eukaryota; Metazoa; Chordata; Actinopteri; Characiformes; Serrasalmidae. The coding region runs from base 138 to 1004 and encodes 288 amino acids. The record is from RefSeq and is a predicted model, not a curated record. The transcript is spliced from 2 exons. Gene Ontology annotation, molecular function: transcription regulator activity. Gene Ontology annotation, cellular component: nucleus.